AUGGCCGGUGCGCAGGAGCUCGCUGACAUCUUGCCGAUCGGCAUUGCCAUUCUCAACCAUCGAGACGAGUCAAUAUUGGUGAACCGACGUUUCCGAGAAUUGAUGGCUUGUCACAACGCUAAAUCGUUUCAAUGCUGGUCGCAAUCUAUUCACCCAGAAGACUAUGACCGAGUGGCUACGGCAUAUUUUGAAGCAUUGAAGUCCAAGCAUGCGCUGCGCAUCGAAUAUCGCAUUCGCAAUCAAAAAUCUUUGUGGCGUGGAUUGAUGUUGGCUCCACUGGAAAACACAGAUCUUCAGCGCCUUAAUUUGGGUGACGAUGUUGGAUUUAUCUGCACCAUCGCGGAUAUCACCUUGGAGAAGACUGCCGAACUGCAACAGAUGGAAAUUGCGCACGAGGCACAAGAACGAAAGCAGCAACAGGAACGGUUUAUCGACAUGAUCAGUCAUGAAGUCCGAAACCCCCUUUCUGCUAUCCUGCAUUGCACCGAGGAUAUAUUUCAAACAGUGAAGGACAAAGAAGGUAGUGGAAUACCUUUGGCAGACAUUGCGCAAGCAGCAAGGACAAUAAGCCUCUGCAUUGCACAUCAAAAGAGGAUUGUCGACGAUGUCCUUACGUUCUCGAAGCUGGACGCAUCAAUGUUGACCUUGUCGCCGCGAAGAGCCGAACCAAAACGGCACCUGGCAAAAUCAUUGUCCAUAUUUCGCCCUGAGCUUCGGAAACAAGAUAUUGAAUUUGAAUACAAGCUCGAUAAUUCCUAUGCUGAAAAUGGGAUUGAAUGGGUAAUGGCCGACCUCGACCGGGUGAGCCAGGUUCUCAUAAACCUGGUUUCCAAUGCAAUCAAGUUUACUUCCAAAGCAAACGGCAAAAGAGGAAUCAGGGUCUCCAUGGGCGCCUCUACAGAUCGACCGCCAUCCUAUCCUCCCAAUGUCGUCUUCUUUGACUCCAGUGAAGCUGCAAUGCGCUUGGAUGCAACCAACAAACCCGAGUGGGGAAAUGGCCAAGUUGCAUACGUGAUGGUAGCAGUGAAGGAUACUGGGAUCGGCAUUAGCGAUGAGGCUCAGAAGCGACUCUUUGAACGUUUUCAUCAAGCAACGCCCAGAACAGAGAGCACCUACGGCGGUUCUGGUCUUGGCCUCACUGUCAGCCGGAAGCUCUGCCAUCUACACGGGGGAGAGAUCGGCGUAAGCUCUAAAGAAGGGCAAGGAAGCACGUUUGGGUUCUUCUUCAAAGUCCGUCGAGAGGUUCCGCCAUUCAAUGAUGGACAGUCUACGUCCCACGGACUCGAAAUUGAUGAGCUAUGCAGUGGUAUUCAAGCGUUGAGCAACGAGGCGACGGGAGUCACUCAACGGACAAGGUCACCUGAAAUUUCAGACAGUCCCGUUGUAACUCGCAUUGAAGAGGUAGCACCGGGCGCUCCUAGUGAUGAAAGGGUAAAGCAUACGUCAGACAUAGCCCGCCGGACAGGGUCUGCUGGAACUGCCGCGAACAACCACACCCACCAAAGCCUGCAUGGUGACUGCGAUAAAGAGUCUGUCCCUGCCAGUCCAGGGGUUACCAAGCCGAAUCUUGGGGGUGGCCAGAUCAAGCACACUAAACCAAUCAGCCCACGAUCCGAUCGGGAGAGAAUUCGGCGUAUUCUCGUGGUCGAAGACAACGACAUCAACCGACAAAUCCUCAUCCGCAAGCUGCAAUCCUUGGGGUUCCAUGUCACAGAAGCAAUAAAUGGCCGCGAAGCCUUAGAUGCUUUGCAACACGAGGAUUUUGACUGCGUCCUCAUGGACCAAGAAAUGCCUGUUAUGGAUGGGAUUUCGGCGACGAAGGCAAUCAGGGAUUCUGAGAAACACAUGGCGCAUGUUCCUGUUCUAGGUGUGACAGCAAAUGCCAGAGCAGCCCAACAAACUGAAAUGUUGGACGCCGGGAUGGACGAUAUUAUCCAUAAGCCAUACCGGACAAAUGAUUUAUUUGAGAAGAUAAACCAAUUGAUUGUAAUCACCGAGAGGGUAAAAUGA
Penicillium bovifimosum is the source of this 2010-nucleotide messenger RNA. RefSeq lists its product as uncharacterized. The record is from RefSeq and is a predicted model, not a curated record. The coding region runs from base 1 to 2010 and encodes 669 amino acids. The transcript has a single exon. Gene Ontology annotation, biological process: phosphorylation; phosphorelay signal transduction system. Gene Ontology annotation, molecular function: phosphorelay sensor kinase activity; protein binding. NCBI's taxonomy places the organism in Eukaryota, Fungi, Ascomycota, Eurotiomycetes, Eurotiales, Aspergillaceae.